AUGGUGCACGAUAUAACCUCGACAACAGCAGCAGAUCCCGUCUCCGCUGAUACGAGUUAUCCACUAAAGGAAGAGAAAGUAGACAUUGCUGUGUCUUCUUGUGAAUCUCCUGAUAAAGAGGAUGUUGAAGCUACUGGAGAUGAAACGUUUUUGCCAUCAGAUCUAGGCACAGCAUGUGAAGAUAAAGCAGAAGCGAAUGUUCUGCCAGAUGUGUCACUGCCACCCGCAGUCGUACAGCUGGACCAAAUUGAUAAUGUCGUUGAAAGACAGCCUGAUUGCUCAGAAGCGGAUGUGCUCGCUUUUAUUGAGAACACGAUGUCUCGUGAGUAUGAUACGAAAGUAAUAGCGUUAGCGGAUAAAGUUCUUCUGAUUGCUAAGAUUCAGAAGAUGAUUUGGCUCUGUCGGUCUCUUGUAGUAGGAAUGCUAGCCAAGAACGCGCUUCUUGCCGAAGAUCUUAUAGAUUUCAACCGCUUGGAUCUUGAUCUUUGCAGUUCCGAAGUAUGUUGCCUCUACCAUUUCAGUAUCCCUUAG
Cylicostephanus goldi is the source of this 531-nucleotide messenger RNA. The record is from the annotation of a GenBank genome assembly. Lineage: Eukaryota; Metazoa; Nematoda; Chromadorea; Rhabditida; Strongylidae.